Messenger RNA from Armigeres subalbatus, 3805 nucleotides. It is a transcript of the gene Snap25, whose product is annotated as synaptosomal-associated protein 25. The transcript is spliced from 8 exons. The coding region runs from base 215 to 856 and encodes 213 amino acids. NCBI's taxonomy places the organism in Eukaryota, Metazoa, Arthropoda, Insecta, Diptera, Culicidae. Gene Ontology annotation, molecular function: syntaxin binding; SNAP receptor activity. The record is from RefSeq and is a predicted model, not a curated record. Gene Ontology annotation, cellular component: plasma membrane; SNARE complex. Gene Ontology annotation, biological process: exocytosis; synaptic vesicle priming; synaptic vesicle fusion to presynaptic active zone membrane.
GACGAAUCACCAUUCACAGUCUGCGGAAAGAACUCGGACGCGAUUGAUUGUUUCUUGUGUGUUGCCGUGGUUAAUCUGCGUGUGCGCCUCUGUUGGUGAAGAAAAAGUGGCUAGUUUUUUCCUGAAGAAAAGCAAAAUCCGUUCCGCUCCGGACGACAAGGAGUAUUUAGUAAAUUUCUGCGUCGAAACGAUAAGCCUCACCUAGUUCAAAAGAAUGCCUGCUGCAGUACCUGCGGAAAAUGGAGGCGGUGCGCCAAAGACAGAGCUGCAGGAGCUGCAGCUCAAACAGCAACAAGUGGUGGAUGAAUCCCUGGACAGUACUCGGCGUAUGUUGGCACUAUGCGAAGAGAGCACUGAAGUGGGAAUGCGUACCAUCGUCAUGCUGGACGAACAAGGAGAACAACUGGACCGAAUUGAGGAGGGUAUGGACCAGAUCAACGCCGACAUGCGUGAAGCCGAGAAGAAUCUCAGUGGAAUGGAAAAAUGCUGCGGCAUUUGCGUGCUGCCUUGCAAUAAGAGCGCAUCGUUCAAGGAAGAUGACGGCACAUGGAAAGGUAACGACGACGGUAAAGUGGUGAAUAAUCAGCCACAAAGAGUUAUGGACGACCGUAAUGGACUAGGACCACAAGCGGGUUACAUUGGAAGAAUAACGAACGACGCCCGAGAAGACGAGAUGGAGGAGAACAUGGGCCAGGUGAACACGAUGAUCGGUAACUUAAGAAACAUGGCCCUCGAUAUGGGAUCUGAGCUGGAGAAUCAAAACAGACAGAUUGACAGAGUCAAUCGCAAGGGCGAUGACAAUACGGCACGGCUGGAAGAAGCCAGUAAAAGGACUGGACAACUGUUACGUAGUUAACGCGAAGAGGUUUGUGUUUAUCUUUUGUUAAUUUCGUUCGACAUUAUUUUUGUUAUGUUAUUUGUACUUCCUCGAAAACUUUUAAUCCGUGGCCAACAUUAACUUCGAUGAUAAAAAAUAAGACAUCACACAUUUAUACCCAACGAUGGUAACCAACUAUGUAAAAAAGAAAAAUAUAACACUUGCAUCAUCCCACGUGGCGAUUUAUAUAAAAAGAGUUCUUGCAUACAAGCAAAAUUGAGAACAGUAUUCCCAUUUUUACUUUCACUAAGUUUUGUCAAUUGAUAAUCUAUAAAUACAAGUUAUUAGCAACUAAUGGAUUGAAAAAAUAAGAACCAUAUCAUAUUCAAUACACAUUAUACAAACAAACAUGGAACCCUACUAACUUAAUCUGGGUAAAGGUAAAGAUUAUCAGAAAAUUCCCCUUAACAUAUAAUUAAGCCGUCACCGAACCUUCAUUUUGCUUAUCGUUGAAGCUUUUAGUAUCUUUUCCUUUACGAAACAAUUUUGUUUAAUAUCGUCAGAGUAAUCGACACUCCCAUACGGUCAACGGAACCUGAUCGUUUUGGCUCUCGCCCCAAAACUGGUGCGCAGGAGAUCGGUCUUUUGAAGUUGCACUUCGCUAGCAAUAAUAAAAAAUAAAAACAAACAAUUGUGAUAAUGAAGCGUAGGAGAGGAAAACAUUAAAAGUGAAAUGGAAUAUAUGGAAUGGACGAAAUGCAAGCUACUAGAAUAUAGAAGUCAAUGCCAGCGCAGAAUGCCUUGUUUCCUACCUGUCAGUCGUUUCUUUGAAAAUGAAAAAAAAAUGCUUUGCUUCAUAAAAUAUCGUCUUGCAUGCAAAUAGUCAUACAUCGUCAUCGUUUGAGACACAUGAAAUAUCCUCCCAAAUAUAUUCUUAUAUCCAUAUGCAACAGUCGUGGUCCUCUGGAUCCUUGCAUUGCCUAUCAAAGCAGUAUCAACUACCUAAUAUUUUGAGAUUGAAUAAUAUCUUUUUAUGGUUACGCAUAUUUUUAAAUUUUUAUUAAAUAAACAUUAUUUGUCAUACCUUAUGUGGUUAUUUAGACGUAUUUCACUAAACGCAAUAUGAGCCGAAAAAAGAUCGAAAUUGUCCAACUUUUAACGCUGAAAGGUACUGUUUUUCGAUCAAUUGCCAAUCUUUUAGCAACACUAUCCUAAAAUAUAACUUCUAUUGACAUGUAACAAAAUGCAGCACUAAUCAUCCAAGAACUUUGUUGAAACUCCGUUUUCAUAAAACAGUAGUUUAGCAUGGCACUAAUUACGCGACACAUGUCAGACUAUCACACUUAGAAUUCUGUUCUUUCCAAUUACAAUCAAUAGAGUGAAUAGUUGAUUACUUUUUCACAUCUUUUUCAAACGAUAAAAUAAAUCAUAAACAGUAACAAUUCUCUAAGUGAAUGCUAUCACUUAUAAGUCAAAAUUUUAAAAAAAUAUCGUUCAUGUACGGCUUACGCAAUUUUGGUCAAAAUGUUGUAAGAAUCGUUAAUUAUUUUCGGGUAUAGUGCUCAUUGUAAUAAUGUUUCAUUUUGAUGUUAUGAACGUUGUUGUUUAGUUAAUUGUCAACAAUUUCAUUCAAAGUAUCGGCGUUAAUUGUUGAUGAACAAUAUCUGCGGUGAGAUCAAUUUAUACUCAUCAGUCUGCAAUCAUUUUAACAUAAUUAUAAUUGUGCUUGGGAACCAUAUGUUAAAUUUCGAUUUAUGUAAACUUACAGGAUUCAUAUAAAGUAUGAUACAGUUUUGCAUAAUAAACUCGUGUAGAAGUGAUCCCACCAACAUUUUCAAUUAAUUCAUUUUAAACUGUUUUUAAGAUAUCAUGUUUUUAAAAUUGAAGCACAUUUUCAUUUCUUUCCAUAAUUGAGAAUGUAACAUAAUGCGACUACGACCGUCGGCAAUGAAUCCAGUUUUUUAGUGCUGUAUUAUAGGCGACUAUCUAUUACUAUGAAUCGCCAGCGUACUUGCCGUCAGACAAUUUAUCUCAAUCUCUACUUCGCACGCAAAUUGAAACCAUGUGUCAAACAUUAUCGAAUAUAGAAGCACUUGGCGCUAAGAAAAAAAAAUCAAACAUAGCUACUCAAAUCGAGUUUGAAGCGUAGGUUACCACCAGCAAUAGAAAAAAAAGUCUUAGACUGAAUUCUAAGGGAUAGCUAAAAUCAAGAUGACAAAUUAUGAGAUACUAGGGCUAGCCGUGACCGGCAAAAUACUACACACAUUAAACAAAAGAUAUUUAACGCUUUAAGAUAAACUCAUCUCUUGUUGUCUUUCGAAACUCUAUGUGUGUUAUAGCAAGUCAAGUGAGAUUGUUAAAACAACAAAACUCGAAUAAAAUCCAUCAUUCCUAACAGAGUUACGCCUAAAUCCCUAGUCCAUGAUUUUGUGAAAAAUUGGUUCGAGCUUAUAUUUUAUUUUUAUUUCUCCCCAUGCUUGGAUUUCAAUCAACGGUCCUGAAAUACUGAAUCGAACAAUAAUUAUUCAACAAUAACUGACACCGAGAUUAUCGUAAUUCUAUCCUUCAAGCUGAAGAAGCACUAGUUGACUUUUGUAAACCAUAGAGGCAGACUGCUUAUUAUUGUAGUACAUCAUUGCGGAAAUGCAGAAAUAACGAACAAACUUUUAAAAAGGAUGUAAACAGUCGCGCUCUUAUUGUAAAUUUGGUUUAACAGAAAUCAACGAUAUAUAUUUAAUAAGAGAAAUAGAUUGGAAUGGAAAUGGACUUAUUUUGAUUAGUUUACUGAGAUGAGCUAUCCUUCCUUUGAAUAGAAGAUCGUUCUUUUUUUUGCAAACAGGACGGCGGGUAACAGAUGAUUCGGGAAGAAAAGACAAAUGCAUCAAAUAAUACUAGAUAAGUUAUAUUAUUGCUAUGGUUGAUAUUUUUCAAAUGUAUUAAUAAUAAUAAAUAGUAAAAUAAAGUAAUAAAAAACUGUAAAAUAAAAUA